CAGCUCACACUGCUUAUGACUGUUCACGGUAUCAUUAGUAACUUCCUGCAGUGUUUACAGAGCAGCCUGUGGGUACAGCAUGAGUUGGAGCCCUUCAUCGACUCCUCUGCAAAAGCCAGAUUAAAAAUAGGAAACACCAGCCAGAAAAAGAAUAAUGGAAAAUUGUACAGACACAAAUAAGAGCUCCAUUUGCACAGGAAUUCCCUACAAAGACAGCAAGACACUUCUGGUUGCUGUUUACAGCAUUGUUUUUGCCAUAGGCCUUCCAGCAAAUUGCUUAACUUCCCUGCUUACAUUCAUACAAAUCCAAAGGAAUAAAGUAAUUGCCAUCUACAUUUUCAGUUUAUCAUUGUCUGAGCUGACGUAUUUAAGUACCUUGCCUCUCUGGAUUCUCUAUGUGCAAGAUGAUCACCAGUGGACUAUGGGUGAAAAAGCUUGCAGAGUAACAGGAUUCAUCUUUUUCUGCAACAUAUACAUCAGCAUUCUGCUUUUGUGCUGCAUUUCUGUGGAUCGUUAUGUGGCACUGGUGUAUGCUCUGGAAUCAAGGGGGAGAAGAGGACAGAAAAAGGCAAUCAUAAUAGUGUUUUUUCUCUUUGCUGUGGUUACAAUAAUCUAUGUUCCAGUAUUUUACAUGGAAGAUAAUCCAGGUAGUAAGACCUGCUUUGAGACUUUGCCCCUUGACAUAAAACUGGCUUCUUUCAGCUUUGCUAGAUUCUUAUUUGGAUUUGCCAUACCUUUCACAAUCCUCAUUUUCACAAACUAUAAAAUUUUCCAAAGUACUAAAACAAGCAGCAGCUUGACUUGUCGGCAAAAAGCCAAAGUGAAGUAUCUGGCUAUUGCCAUCAUUAUCAUUUUCCUGAUGUGUUUUGCUCCCUACCAUGUGGUACUGAUAAUAAGAUCCAUAUACUUCAUGUUUCAUCAAAAUUGCUCAUGUCCAUUUGAAGAAGACAUCUAUUCAGUUUUUACAGUAUUUCUGUGUUUAGCCACUGCAAACAGCAUUGCUGAUCCAAUCAUCUAUGUGCUGGUUAGUGAAAACGUCAGAAAAGACUUUUAUAGGAGUCUGAGAAGAUGGAGAUUGAACUCAUCCAGGCUAAAUUCAUCCAUUAAUCACAAGAGCGACAGCAUAAAAUGGAAAAUGUCAAAAGAAUCACAGGAAGGAGGGGUAAGAGAAGAAAAAAACAAAGAAAUAACAGAUUCAUCUGACAUUCAGAAAACCUGCAAUAGUGGCAAAGACCAAGAAGGUGGAAGCUAGCAGUUAGCUCCUGGCACAAAUAAGUUGUUCCCAACACCAGCUGCAGGAUGCACACUGCAACACGCAACUUACAUGCUGAUGUCCGUAGGAAGUUUUGCCACAGCACAUAGACUAGCAGCUCCUUGAGGAUGCUAUGGAAGAGAUACUUCUUAUUUCUGCUUGUCUCCUACAAUAAGGUUUGCCCACCAGUAUCAUUGGUGAAAACAUUGCUUUGCUAAGGACAUGUGGAAUAAACAACAUAAUUUACUUUGACUCACACUGAAAUCUUAAAAACUUAUUUUGGGUCUGGUUCUUAUUCAUAUGAAUACAGAACCAGUUUUAUCUUCUCAGCUGGACCAAAAAAUAUACCUGCUGAGGAGAACAUGUAAGGCCCAUUUCUGUGGUUGAAAUGUUUAGUUCUUGAGGAGGUACAUAUUCAGAUUCUCGUACACAUACUCUGUUGUUAACGUUUGUGGUUAACCAGUGGAAAAUAUUAAAACUGAGGAAGUCUUUCAACAAGAGCCUUGAAAACAUUCCUAAUACUUCAGUAGGCAGCUUUAUCUACCUUGCACAUUCUGGGAAGAAUUAGAGGGCAAAACAGUGGCCUGGUAACACAGAACAACAGUACUUCUGUAUUAGUCAAGAUCCUGCACUGUCCUGAAAGUCUUAAAAUGUACAGUUCUAAUGCUUGAUAUUUUAUGAUUAGUAAACUUUUUGCAGUUAAAUCUAGAAUGCACAGAAGUACAUAGAAAAUUUUCACAUUUCUAAGUGGAGUCAGGGACUUUUUACGUCAGUUCCAAACAUUUGUUGAACUUGUGUUUCAUUUCUGCUUAAUCUUUCAUUUCUGGCUUCCCUUUUGGUAUUGAUCCAACUUUUGCUGUGUAGAAGUCUGCACAAGAGUUAAGUGCCUUACUGACAAGGAAGGGCUGGCAGCAUGGAGAACAGUCCCAUUGCCCCAGAGAGGGAACUCCCUCAAACACACUGCUGGUGCACACAUGACACUAUGCUGGGGCAGAUUGUGUUGUUGCUGCUGUCACUUUCACCAUGAAUAAAUUAUUGAUAGUAGUUUCCUGUGCCUUGAAACCACAAUUUAAAAAAUAGGAAUGAUACAAAACUGGCAAGAUCCAUCUAAACAGCUUCUUCAUAUUUUCAUGACAUCAAAGUAAAACAGACAAAAAUCAUGAAUCAAUUGCAUGUUUAUUUGAGUACAAGUUUGUAAAGUGUUUUACAGCAUCAUUCUAUCUGUAAUGUUUUAUUUCUGUAAUAUUUUAAAAUUCUUAUUAGUGUUCAAACUUCUGCAUUAAUAUUAACCAAUGUUAAUGUAAACAGAAUACUUGUUAAUAUGUUAAAAUUGUCAUAGAUAUUUCUAUAGAUUAUGCUUUAUUCUUAUACACUUUUGGGAAAAAGCAUUGUGCUAAAAUGGCAUUUCCUCCAGUUAUUAUAUUUAUGACAUGUUUAAUUUUUGCAUUAUUUAAUUACUCCUCUUGCAUCUACCUACGAAAUUCUUGUGUCCGCAGAUGUAGUUCACAUAAUAUUUACUAAGAGAUUGUUUCUUGGAAAAAUGUAAAAUUCUGCUGUGAUGCUAA
Molecule: messenger RNA, 2817 nt
Organism: Pezoporus flaviventris
Lineage: Eukaryota; Metazoa; Chordata; Aves; Psittaciformes; Psittacidae
Gene: GPR132
Product: G protein-coupled receptor 132
Exons: 2
Coding region: 155-1252 (365 amino acids)
Biological process (GO): negative regulation of G2/M transition of mitotic cell cycle; G protein-coupled receptor signaling pathway; G1/S transition of mitotic cell cycle
Cellular component (GO): membrane
Molecular function (GO): G protein-coupled receptor activity
Source: RefSeq, a predicted model, not a curated record